This is a messenger RNA of Syzygium oleosum, 1756 nucleotides long. RefSeq lists its product as uncharacterized. The record is from RefSeq and is a predicted model, not a curated record. Gene Ontology annotation, cellular component: SAGA complex. Lineage: Eukaryota; Viridiplantae; Streptophyta; Magnoliopsida; Myrtales; Myrtaceae. The transcript has 13 exons. Bases 400 to 1554 code for a protein of 384 amino acids.
UCGCAAUCUCUCUCUUCCUUCUCCUCCCCCUCUCUCUCUCUCUCUCUAAAAUCGGAGAGAGAGAGCAAACUGCGAUUCCUCCGCUGCAUCGCCGAGCGCGCGCGCGCGCGAGGGAGGGGGAGGCGCAUCGGACGGCAUGAGGGGGGCGGCGGCGACUCCCGUCCCUCUUUCCUAGGGUUCUCAGCCGUCGCCGGAGCCGGCCCAUUGGCGAAGGCUCUCGUCGGCCUCUCUCGUUCCGACGUACAUUGCUUCGAUCGGCGGCGGCGUUUUCCGUUCUUCUGCUCUUUUCGGAGUUCGAUCGGGUUCGUCUCGUUCUGCUGCUUCGCGGGGUUCGCCGUUUCGACGCGGUCGGUGCGAGCUGGAGUUCGUGCAGGUUGAGAUAUAUGUUAGACCGUCACUAUGGUUUGCCCAGUUGGGAGUGGGAAAAUGGCUGUUUUGGCUCGGGUUCUUGCGGGAGGCGGUUUCUCCAAUACAGCAGAAGAGGAAGUUAGCCAUCAGAAAUUAUUGGCUCAGCACAUUUUUAAGGAAUUUCGUGACACUGAUGAAGCAAAUUUGCUCGAUGAGGAAGACAUGCAUGUAUAUGGUUUGAAGCCUAUGGCUGAUCAACUGCAUUUGGUAUGUUGCAAUGCAUGUAAGAAGCCAAUCAAGGCCAGUCAAUAUAUGGCUCAUCAAGAUAUCUGUAGGUUAUUGAAUUCUACACAAGAAGCUGUUUUGGAGCCUAAUGGCACUGGAAGGGGCAAAAGACCACCUAGGAAGGAGAGGAAAAAGUCCACCACUCCCAAGCAGGGACUCACUAUUGGAGAGCAAGGGAAUUAUGAAUUUGUGAAGGAUACCAUCACUGUUGAACCACAGUUUCGUUAUAAUGGAAACCAGCAAUCAUCUUCUUUAUGUUUGGAGGUCAAAGGAAAUUCAACUAGUCAAGUUCCAAGAAGUAAAGAUGAUCCAGGAGUUAUCCCUAGAAAUGCUGAUGAGUCAGCAAGUCAAAUGCAUCCUCCUGUGAAACGUUCUAGAUUGAUAGCAGGGGAGCAUAUGUCAGAAACAGAUGAUCGAGAAACAGAUUCUGGUAGAGAUUUCCAAAAAGAAUCACUUCCGGAACAAGAAGCGAAGAGUGGUUGUGCUAUCGACUAUAAGAAUCCCUUGCAAAUUUAUACAAAUAGCCAAUUGACACAAGGUACUCCUGUGCCACUUGCUAGCAAAAUAUAUUAUUCUCAGAGAAGCAAUCGUCUCCGAUCAGCUAUCGGCCAUCUUUAUUACAUGACAUCAACUGAUGGGCUUCUUGAUGACUUAGAACUGAGAGAUGCACAGCCAUCGCCUUUACUGCAAGAACCUGACCCAGUUCUCUCAAAAAGUUCAUUACGUUCAGAUAUCGCUGCAGUAUCUUUGCCACCGUCAAAAGUAUCAAAUUAUCUAUCCGCUGAUGCUGCUUUGAGGCCGCAGGAUGAUCCAAUUCAGUUAAUGAAAGGCAGAACUUUUCCCAAUGGUUAUUCUUUUGCUGGUGACUCAGGAAAACCACUGAGCGUGCAGCAGCCAGAUGGAAGUGUUUCAGUUUCGUAGAAUCGCUACUCGGAUUUUUUGUUAGGCGACGGUGUAAGUAGCCCCAUACAUGAGGUUAGAGCCAGUUUUUGAGAAUCAAUUUAACCAUCAUUAAAUUGUUCAUUCCUGUCUCCUAUACUGCCGAUGCUCAAAUUGUUCUUUUUGGGCAAAUGGCACGAAUUGUUCAUAUUCAGUAAAUAUAAUGUCAAUCCUUUGCUGGCCA